Molecule: messenger RNA, 2044 nt
Organism: Neocloeon triangulifer
Lineage: Eukaryota; Metazoa; Arthropoda; Insecta; Ephemeroptera; Baetidae
Exons: 8
Coding region: 203-1261 (352 amino acids)
Source: RefSeq, a predicted model, not a curated record
UUAGGUUGGCUGCACUGCUAUGUUUUUGGAGGCAAACAAACGCAAAGCAGCUGGGAGACGCCAAAAGUUCAAAAGUAGGGUUUUUAAAUGAUAAUUCUUCGCUUUUAAUUUUGCCCAGAAGUGAAAUCAGCUCACGAAUCAUUUCCACCUCGGAAGGGGUUUUUCACCAUCAAAAAGUUGUCGGAAAAGAAAGGAAGCCGACAUGGAACGAGAAAAGACAGAAUACUUGAAGAGGCUGCGAGUGAUUUUUCAAAGGUUCAGCGUGAAUGAGUUGGAGACGAUCAUCUUUGAGCGCUACAUUAAAGACUUCAAGUGGGAGGACUUUUUGUCGGCAGCUGCCGAAGAUGAAGAAAGGGUCACCAUCAAAGCAGCUGCUAAUUUUCUGUGCAGCAAGCUCGCUAGAUGGUCUCCCCAAGCAGUGGCUGACCUGGCUGAAAGAACGUGGAUCACAGAUGUUUGCUUGCACUCAAAACGCCAUCAGUGGACCACAUUUGACCUUGCUAAUGGCAAAGGGAUGGAGGCGGUUCCUCGUUCAGGUGUAUUCUUCAAAAUUGUGGAAAGGAAGCUGAUGAACAGAAACAUCGAAGCGAUGGUGCGCGCCCUCAGAUCAAGGAACCGCUUCUGGCUGUCUGUCCGCUUGCCAAAGAAGUGUACAAAGAGGCAGCCUACGGUGUUUGAAAAAUACCAUGUGCCCAUCUUCUUUUCCAUUCCGUUAGAUAAGCCUUUUAUGUUCAUCAUGACCAACAAAGAGAAGGUGGAAGAAGCUGUCUUGAAGGCUGUUGCCUCCGCAGUUGGAUACAGAAGUGCCUCCAUUCGCCAGUUGAGGGGCAAGCAAAUCAGUCAGCUGACUAAGGCCUUAGAAUUGCACGAAAACUUUGACCAUUUGGCUUUGAACAUUGAGGAACCGGAGUUCGAGGUAGAAGAAUUGUCGAAGGGUGGACUGGACAUGACCAACCACGCUGCCAAGAGCAAGUACUUUGAUGUACUCCUGACCGAAGAUCCUCCUGUGCUGGAAUCGCUCAAGUUUGUGUCGAAGGAGCCAUUUCGUCUGGCGAAUACUCAAGAUGAUGGCAUUGACUGGAGCAAGAUCAAAUUUUCUUGCGACGUCACAAUCAAGUCCAAGAAUGCUUGGGAGACUGUGAGGAAAAUGGCCGUGGAGGACGACGUGUGGGAUUUCCCACCUCCGAAGUACCUCAUCAAGGCCUUCCACUCUGGCAAAGAUGUGAACGACUUCGAAGAUUCCGAUGAUGAAGACGAUUAAUUUAAAACCACUUUAACACUCCAAUGAGCAGCAACCUGCUGUGAUCUCAAAUCUAAGUCUGACAGUCUUAGCAUUUAAUUUUAAAAAAUGAUUUGGUAAUUUGGGAUUAUUUUCCAGUGUAAAGACAUUUUUUCUGGCCAGGGAAACACGGACAUUAACCAAAUCCACAAUCUGAAUAAAAAUCUCUUAAAAUUGUCACUUUCAAAAGAAGAAUUUAAAACUUGACUAUUUAUAAUAAAUAAGUCUUACAAAUCUUCUCUAAAAUCCAAUUAUGUACAUUGUUGUAAUAAGUGCCAUUGUAAAUUUUGUUUGAAGAAAGAGAUGAUCGUGGAAAUGGAUGAAUCGGGCUUUUUCCUCAUUGCAGAAAUUUGUUUUUUAAUUCAAAAAACAAGUGGCUCUACCAGUUUCCGUCACGGUCUGUGACCCUAUUUCAUGAGCAAGAAAAAUAAAAAAACUAGCAAAAUUGAAUACAUCACAUUUUAAUAUUAAAAUUAAAAAAAAAACCAACAAACUUGUUAGUUUUAUUUUUAAUUUUCAUGUUUCUAUGUAGUGUUUUUAAAUUUAACUGAUUUUUUGUAUUUUUCUUGCUCAUGAAAUAGGGUCGCAGACCGUGACCGAAACUGCUAAAGCCACUAAUUGUUUUUUGAAUAAUAAAAAAAUUUCUGCAACGAGGAAAAAGCCCGAUUGAUUCAUUUCCAUUGUAAAUUUUGUAAUGAUUAAACAGAAUAAAAACUAUAGGAAAAACAAGAAACCUUCUCAUACAAAAAAAUAUCUCUGGAAUUU